This is a messenger RNA of Gadus macrocephalus (Pacific cod), 4113 nucleotides long. Its product is annotated as ADP-ribosylation factor-binding protein GGA1-like. The record is from RefSeq and is a predicted model, not a curated record. The transcript has 15 exons. Lineage: Eukaryota; Metazoa; Chordata; Actinopteri; Gadiformes; Gadidae. Gene Ontology annotation, cellular component: trans-Golgi network. Gene Ontology annotation, biological process: vesicle-mediated transport; intracellular protein transport. Gene Ontology annotation, molecular function: small GTPase binding; ubiquitin binding; phosphatidylinositol binding. Bases 685 to 2436 code for a protein of 583 amino acids.
ACGGGAGAAAGCCUGUCUUUAACUAGCCUUCACCAUCACAUGACGCUGCAAAUGAGCUCCGUAUGGAUGUUAUGUCUGUAUGUUUCUGCAAAUCGAUCUGAUGAUAACAAUAUGAUUGUAUUAAUGAUAAGACAAUGGUACUAUGGAAUCUACUCUUAGUAGCCAUAUUCCCAUGAGCCCAGGCUACGUUGUUUUGACCCCACGUUAUACCUGUUUAGACAUCGGAGACAUGCAUAUAUUUCACUUUAAAAAUGUAUAUUUCUGCCGUCUUUGGCCUUAUUGCUAUGGCUUUCUCAUAGGACCUCCAUGAACAAGUCUUGUAUGUUGUAACCUUUGUAUUUCCAGAUAAAAAACAAUUAAGAACAGUUUCUUAUUCUCUAUACUGAUCUGGUCAAAGAGGACCAAACAGGAGUACAGAUAACAAAUUACAAAUACACAAAUGAUCGGGAUGUGCGUGUGCGAGCAGAUGCGUGUGAAUGGGUGGAAAAAAAUAAAUUAAGUGACAUGUUAUAUUGUGUGUGAAGGGGCAAUGCAAGUGAGAAACUCGGGAUCAACUUGAGCAGGAGGGCUCUACUAAUAUAUUGUAAAGCUUCUGCUUGAACGCAGACUGUUAUACAGAAGCAGUACGUUUGAGGGUGUCUUGAGUGGUGUUCCAGUCAAAAGCUGCUGCCAAAUGAAUGGAGUAUGGGGUAUGGUAUCGGGUUUUUGUCGAGCGUGUGCAUUGCUUCCCCCCAGCUUCUCGAGACGUGCAUGAAGAACUGCGGGAAGCGGUUUCACACCGAAGUGGCAAAGUUUCGCUUCCUGAAUGAGCUCAUCAAAGUGGUCUCACCCAAGUACUUGGGUUCCAGAGCCCCGGAACCUGUGAAAAAGAAGGUUCUGGAGGUGAUGUUCAGCUGGACCCUGGGCCUUCCCGAGGAGACAAAGAUAGCAGACGCCUAUCAGAUGCUGAAGAAACAGGGUAUUGUGAAGCAGGACCCGGUGCUUCCUCACGACACGGCCCUCCCCCCUCCCGCUCCCCGAGCCACCAGCGCCUUGUUCGAGGACGAGGAGAAGUCCAAGAUGCUGUCCCGCCUGCUCAACAGCUCUCACCCUGAGGACCUGAGGGCGGCCAAUAAGCUCAUCAACGAGAUGGUGCAGGAGGACCAGAAACGCACAGAGAAGGUGUCCAAGCGUCUGAACGCUAUCCAGGAAGUGAAGGAGAGCGUGAGCCUGCUGGGGCAGCUGCUGGAGAACUACAGCAAGGACCGCUUCUCCCACAGCCAGCAGGAGCUCGUUAAGGAUCUUUAUAACCGCUGUGAAAAGAUGAGGCCCACGCUGUUCCGUCUCGCUAGUGACACGGAGGACAACGAUGAGGCCUUAGCUGAGAUCCUGCAGGCCAACGACAGCCUGACGCAGGUCAUCAACCUGUACCGACAGCUGGUCAAGGGAGAGGAGAUGAACGGCGAGACCGCCGCACCGCGCCCACUGCCAGGCAGCAGUGGCAACGCCCUCCUAGACCUCACGGGCCUGGACACCUCCCUGUCCGCCCCCACCCUGGACCCCGCCCUCAGCCUGCUGGACGAGGAGCUCAUGUCUCUCGGUCUCAACGAGGCAACCUCAAACUCCUUCUCCGGCUCUCAGUUAGGAGACUUCAACACGUUCCAGUCGUGUGACGGGGCCGAGCCGGCGGCCCCGGCCCCCCAGGGGGCGCUGCUGCUGCCCGCCGUGACCCUCUCCUGUCUCCCCGCACCCCCCCCGGCGCCAGAGGCCCCCGCCGCCCCGCCCAGCCCCCUGGACGGGCUGGACGUCCUGGGGAAGAGCCUGCUGCAGCAGUCCCUGCCCCCGGAGAGCCAGCAGGUCAAAUGGGACAAAUCCCAAACCCAGUCCAAACUCACCUUGAGAGACCUCCAGACCCAGUCCCACCACAGCUCCGGCACGGCUCCCAGUGCCGUGACCACCACUCCCAGUCCGAGCUCCAGUCUCCCCCACGACCUCUGUCCUAGGGACCCCCAGAGCGCCAUCUCUCUAGCGGACGUGGCGGUGCCCCUGGAGUCCAUCAAACCAAGUAGCCUGCUGCCCGUGACGGUGUUUGACCAGCACGGCCUCCGGGUGCUGUUCCACUUUGCGCGGGAGUGUCCGCGGUCGCGGCCGGACGUGCUGGUGGUGAUCAUCUCCAUGCUCUCCUCCGCCCCUCUGCCCAUCUCCAGCGUCCGCUUCCAGUCGGCCGUGCCCAAGGUGAUGAAGGUGAGGCUCCAGCCCCCCUCGGGGACCGACCUCCCGGCCUUCAACCCCGUCCUCCCCCCGGCCGCCAUCACCCAGAUCCUGCUGCUGGCCAACCCCCAGCAGGAGAAGGUGCGGUUGAGAUACAAGCUGACGUUCAACUUGGGAGACAAGUCGCACGACGAAUCCGGAGACGUCGAAGAAUUCCCUCCUCCUGACAGCUGGGGAAACCUUUAGUGGAGAGCACUCACCAUCCUCCCUGGGAAUCAUUCGUCGGGAGUCUGGCCAAGAAUAACCAAUCAUUUAUUUUUUUAAACGGUUAAGUGUCGGUGGUGGGGUGAUGAACUGAUGUGAGAGCGUUUCUGGAAGUAGCUUCUAACUUGUGCCUUUCUUUGUUUUUACUCCUUCAUUCCUGUGUUCCUGCUUCAGUAGACAUGUCUACUGCGUCCCUCUCUGUUGUCCCCUGAUGUCAACUUUAUCCCUCACAAGGUCAAUAAGUUGUCUGCUGGCUUUACUGGGGACCGGAACCACGGAACGCUUCAGUCUAGACAUCUGAACAAUUCAAUGGUUUAUUAAGUGUGUCUUCAUUACUGUGGAGUGCUGUUAGAAUGAUCAUCUCUACGGUCUCUCUGAUAUCUCUAUGAUCUCUCUGCUGUCCUUCUGAUGUCUCUCUGAUGUCUCCGAUCUAUAGGCUCUCUCUGUGAUGUCUAUGAUCUCUCUGCUGUAUCUGCUGUCUCUCUGAUGUCCCUUCGAUAUCUCUCUGCUGUCUCUGAUCUCUCUCUGAUAUCUCUAUGGUCUCUCUGCUGUCCUUCUGAUGUCUCUCUGAUGUCUCUGAUCUAUAGGCUCCCUCUGUGAUGUCUAUGAUCUCUCUGCUGUAUCUGCUGUCUCUCUGAUGUCCCUUCGAUAUCUCUCUGCUGUCUCUGAUCUCUCUCUGAUAUCUCUAUGGUCUCUCUGCUGUCCUUCUGAUGUCUCUCUGAUGUCUCUGAUCUAUAGGCUCCCUCUGUGAUGUCUAUGAUCUCUCUGCUGUAUCUGCUGUCUCUCUGAUGUCCCUUUGAUAUCUCUCUGCUGUCUCUGAUCUCUCUCUGAUAUCUCUAUGGUCUCUCUGCUGUCCUUCUGAUGUCUCUCUGAUGUCUCUGAUCUAUAGGCUCUCUCUGUGAUGUCUAUGAUCUCUCUGCUGUAUCUGCUGUCUCUCUGAUGUCCCUUUGAUAUCUCUCUGCUGUCUCUGAUCUCUCUCUGAUAUCUAUAUGGUCUCUCUGAUCUAUAAGCUCUCUCUGAAACAUCUCAAUGAUAUCUCGGCUAUCUCUGCUUCCCCCGAGCAUCCCAAACGUCUCCUCUAGUUCUGGAUAGUUUAAACCCAGGAGGCGACCUUAGAUCCCAGCCAAAUCCUGAUCAGCCUAAAUUAAUGCCUGCAAAUAUUUGAGCUUCUUCCUAUUUGAUCGAGUAGAUCGCUGCUGGUAAGGCCAAUCAAACUCUUCUUUUUAUUUGACGGGUAUAAUAAUAUAUGAAUUAAGAGGCUUCUUUCACAUGACCUGUACUUGCACGCACUUCUCUGCUUUCCGUUUUGCACUUACCAAGUUGGCCAGCCCUGGGUAUCAGAGCAGCGGGCCUGAGGUUCCUGGAGGUCAGCUGGACGCUCUGCCUCUGCCCGGCCCGUUCCCUUCUUCUGCACUCUGAUGUCUGUCGCUAUCUUCUCUCCUCUCCUUGUAAAUAAAAGGAUUAUGCAAUUAUGUACAUUUGCAAGAAAACACACAAAACGUAAAACACGUGAAGAUCAAAAAUGGCAUUGCUGAAAAAGGGAUUAAGAGAAUGCAGUGAAUAUAUGUACUGUAUGUAAGGGAAAUACAAUUAUUUUCUUUGGAACGAUACUUCUUUACAAGAUAAUUUAUUUGAAGAAUAAAAACCAAAUAAAUGCGC